Messenger RNA from Spinacia oleracea (spinach), 1695 nucleotides. RefSeq lists its product as uncharacterized. Gene Ontology annotation, biological process: microtubule anchoring at mitotic spindle pole body. NCBI's taxonomy places the organism in Eukaryota, Viridiplantae, Streptophyta, Magnoliopsida, Caryophyllales, Amaranthaceae. The record is from RefSeq and is a predicted model, not a curated record. Gene Ontology annotation, cellular component: MWP complex; microtubule organizing center. Gene Ontology annotation, molecular function: protein binding.
UAAGUGAGUGCACGCUAAGAAAAAGGGGUCUAAUUGCAACCUCCUCCCAAUGUACGCGCUGCGUGACUUUUCUACUUCCUCUCCCUAGAACUCCUUCCAUUUCAAACCCUGGAAUUCUAUCUGUUUGUUUCGUCCAAAUCGUUCCAUGGGAUUACGAAAAAGAAGCUUCGAUCUGGUUCCUUCCAACUCCCCUCGUGCCAAAAGAGAUAAAGAGAUGGCGGAUGAGAGAGAGGACGUCGAACUCGUACUUUGCUUGAAGUUCUACCUUCACUUCGUCAAUUGUGGUGAUUUUCGUGUGCAGAUUGUUAUUGAAUAUUCAGAAGAAUGGAGUUUACGGAUGCUUAUAAGCAGACUGGGCCCUGCUGUUUUUCUCCCAAUGCUCGCUACAUUGCUGCUGCAGUUGAUUAUCGUCUGGUGAUUCGAGACACUCGGUCAUUUAAGGUGGUGCAGUUAUUUUCAUGCUUAGAUAAGAUAAGCUACAUUUAGUGGGCCCUGGAUUCUGAAUACGUACUAUGUGGUCUAUAUAAAAGAACUACUAUACAAGUAUGGUCAAUAACUCAACCUGAAUGGACCUGUAAAAUAGAUGAAGGUCCAGCUGGUAUUGCUUAUGCUAGGUGGAGUCCUGAUAGUCGUCACAUACUCAAUACGUCAGACUUCCAAUUAAGAUUGACAGUUUGGUCAUUACUGAACACUGCUUGUGUACACGUAAGAUGGCCAAAGCAUCCUGUCAAGGGGGUUUCAUUCACCCGAGAUGGCAAGUUUGCUGCAGUAUGCACAAGACGUGAUUGCAAGGACUACAUUAAUCUGUUGUCUUGCGAUUCUUGGGAGAUAAUGGGUGUUUUUGCUGUUGACACAUUUGAUUUGGCUGAUGUUGAGUGGUCACUUGAUGAUAGUUCUAUCGUUGUAUGGGAUUCACUUCUUGAAUACAAGGUCCUGAUUUACACCCCUGAUGGACGGUGUUUAUUGAAGUAUCAGGCAUAUGAAAGUGGUUUGGGUGUCAAGAGUGUUUCAUGGUCUCCGUGUGGUCAAUUUCUUGCCAUUGGAAGUUAUGAUCAGAUGUUGCGUGUUGUUAAUCGCACAUGGAAAACUUUUGCUGAAUUCUUGCACUUACCUAAUGUUCGUGGUUCCUCUUAUGCAGUUGUCUUUAAGGAGGAAGACGAGCAGCCCCAGCUUGAUAUCACAGGGUUGCGUUCACUAGUAGAAAAAAAGACAUUUGUAGCAACCCAUUCACAACUCACGUGAUAACCGGUCGCUGCGAAAAGCAAAUGGUCAACGCGGGUCAACUGUUCAAUGAUAUUUUAGCAACCUUUAGUGGGCUCUGAACGCUGCGAAAUUAUAAAAAAAAUCCUCCACUGCAGAAUUGCUCCAUCGAUGGGGAAAGGCGAGAUGGAGCAGCUGACCUUUGAAUUGAACCAUGAUUCUUCCAGUUUGUUGCUUCACCUACGGCAAGAUAAUCUCUUUUCGAAUUGUUCAUUGCCGUCUUUUUCUAGGGUUUUGUCUGCAUUGGUUUGGGGGUUUUUCUAAAUCCCUAAUUUCUUCAACUUUUUUAUUAAUGGUUUUUUUUGUUAUUUUUUGUUUUUUUAAUGCUAAGUCUGUUUAUUUUGGGUUCAAACUGGUUAAGGCUAUUUGGAAUUCACUCGAUGUUUAUUUGUUAAAAUUUCAUAUAUUUGAAUAAAUCCCGUGCAAUUGGGUUGA